Molecule: messenger RNA, 6174 nt
Organism: Dicentrarchus labrax (European seabass)
Lineage: Eukaryota; Metazoa; Chordata; Actinopteri; Moronidae
Product: aryl hydrocarbon receptor
Exons: 10
Coding region: 505-3354 (949 amino acids)
Biological process (GO): regulation of transcription by RNA polymerase II
Cellular component (GO): nucleus; aryl hydrocarbon receptor complex
Molecular function (GO): protein dimerization activity; transcription cis-regulatory region binding; nuclear receptor activity
Source: RefSeq, a predicted model, not a curated record
UCCAGUCCACCUUAAAACGCAGCUCUGACAGACUACAUACACAUUUCCUGAAAACGCCCCGUGCGAGAGAAAAGCAGCGAACUCCAGUGACUCUGAAUUAUAAUAAUAACAAGGCUGCGCUGUUUAUCCAGAGGUGGGGGUUGGACAUAGGCUCAAUCAUACGCCAAACUUUUUCGAAGUCUCCCUUUCCUCCCCCCCAGGUCUCAGAGCUGAGCAGCAGCAUUCGGUCUACGGGAUCACUCUCGCCGCACCGCCGACCGAGGUCAGUGGCAGUGACCGCCCACGGGAGUUGUCAGCGCGGCAGCAAACCUGCGCGGACCCCGGCUGUUUUUCUUGUUUGUUUGUUUUUUACAUGGGACUUUGACUCACUGGCUGAACAAACGACGGACCGCCGACUGUCUCUGUCGUCGUAUGGAAGGAAGAAGCCUCUGUAGCGAAGGAGUGAAUGAGCCGCACAAAAAUUAGCCUAACGUCAAGUUUUUGAGCAUUACACGAAGUGACACCAUGUUGGGAAACUCUUACGCUAACAAGAAGAGGAAGAAGCCUGCUCCCAGACAAAAGAAGCCCGCUGAAGGUAAUGAAGUUGUUAAAUCAAACCCUUCGAAGCGCCACAGGGAUCGGCUGAACGGGGAGCUGGACCGGCUGACGGACCUCCUGCCCUUUUCUGAUGAGAUUCGCUCUCGUCUGGACAAACUGUCGGUCCUUCGCCUCAGCGUGGGAUACCUGAGGGUCAAGAGCUACUUCAAAGCGACCAUGAAGAACAGCAAAAGCAGUCUGAUGUUUCCCGGACUGAACGGGCAGAACGGGGACAAGACGGGCGUUGCAGGCUUCUCUGAGGGGGAUCUACUGCUCCAGGCGCUGAACGGGUUUGUGAUAGUGGUCACGUCAGAGGGAUCUGUGUUUUAUGUCUCUCCCACAAUCAAGGACUACCUGGGCUUUCAUCAGUCGGACGUGGUUCAUCAGAGUGUGUUUGAGCUCAUCCAUACUGAUGACAGGGCCAUGUUCAAACAGCAGCUUCACUUUGCUCUAAACCCCCCAACGCCUGCCGACGGCACAGAUGCCCUGCAGGGUUGUGGUAAUGCAGUGACGUACAACCCUGAGCAGCUUCCCCCAGAGAACUCUUCCUUCCUGGAGAGGAGCUUUGUGUGUCGCUUCCGCUGCCUCCUGGACAACUCCUCUGGCUUUCUGGCUCUGAAGUUCCAGGGGCGACUGAAGUACCUCCAUGGCCAGAGGGACAACGGGACAUGUGACAAACUUCAGCUGGCUCUGUUCAGCAUUGCUAUGCCUGUCCAGCCUCCGGCCAUUGUGGAGAUCAGAGCUAAAAUGCUCCUCUUUCAAAGCAAGCACAAGCUGGACUUCACACCCAUGGGCAUCGAUAGCAGGGGGAAGGUUAUUCUGGGCUAUUCAGAGGUUGAACUGUGUAUGAAAGGCUCUGGCUACCAGUUUAUCCAUGCAGCUGAUAUGAUGUACUGCGCCGACAACCACAUCCGCAUGAUUAAAACGGGAGAGAGCGGUCUGACUGUUUUCAGGCUCCUGAGUAAGUCGGGGGGUUGGGUGUGGGUGAAGGCCAACGCCAAGCUAUUCUACAAAGAUGGGAGACCUGAAUUCAUCAUUGCAUACCAGAGAGCUUUAGUAAACGCUGAGGGGGAGGAAUACCUGCGUCAGAGGAGGCUGCAGCUUCCCUUUAGUUUGACCACAGGAGAGGCCGUCCUGUACAACACCGGCCCCACGGUGGACAUCACAGAGUUUCAGUUCAACAAAAUGUUUAGUAACAAUGACGAACACCAGGAUGUGACGCCUGGCUCUUUGCUGGACUGCUUCCUGAGACAGGACGAAACAGUCUACACCCAGCCAGUGGACCCUCCUUUGCCUGUGGAUCAGGUGUUCAGGGACAGCCGGGCCCUGGUCAGCGUUCCCAGUGACACCUGGCAGGAAAACGGCCCUACGACAGCCACGACAAGUGCCCCUGCUAUAGUGAAAGAGGAGGCCAAACAGUCAGUGAUGACUGUAAUCGACAACCUGGAGAAAAUGGCUCAAAAUAGCGACUUCUGUACGGUGCUGCAGAAUCUGGACGUUGGUAAUACAGAGCUGAUGGAGUGGGAAAAUACCCUGAAGAGAUUGAGUCAGGAGGAGGGUCAGCAGAACAAUGUCAGUUCUGAGCUGGACAGCAUCCUCUCUAAUGACAUAUUUGACUACAUUGAUAAUGUUUUGUUCAAGGACAAGGGAUCAGAUUGUAUGAACACCAGCCCCCCCAGCUGUGUUACAGCAGCCAACAAUGACCAGCAGGACCCCUUCACUCAGGCUGUCCGGCUCUCAGCCACUGACCCACAGUUGUUUCAGACGCUGAGCCCUGAUCCUCCUUACCCGCCAAUGAAUGGUAUGUACGUUCACCAGCAGGAUACAAUGAAUGGGCUGAUGAUUACAGGGCAAAGCUUAACAGACUCUGCUCAGAUAUUCAGCAGCACCCAGAAACUCUCCCACACUGACACCAACCUGCCCCCUCUUCAGCAUCUGCAGCUGCAGGACAUUUUCAGCCCAUCUAUAGAGCUCCCAGAGCUCACCCUCCCUGACGCCUCAGCUCAUGCCUCGGCCCCUUUUCAAUCCUGGGGGCAGCCAUUGAUCAGCCACAUGGGCUGCCCUCAGGGGAUUUCUGGACAGACACAGUCGGGCCAACGGCUGAUGUGUCCACCAAACACUUUGCAAGCUCCUGCAAUGGUAGCAAAUGGACAGCUGCAGAUUUCUGUUAAACAACCAAACAAUGUAGCACCCAGCGUAGUAGACCUGUUGCCGCCCCUGAUUCCUUGCAAUGACUUUAAUUCCUCUAACAUUCCCAUCCCCUUUGCCACAGCAUGUCUGCAAGAAAGCCCCCCUUUGGAAACACAUAACCACCAGGUCCAGCAGUGGCCACAGAGCCAGCCGCAGAAACUGCCACAUGCUGGCAUCAUGCAGAACGGACAUGAGCUGAUGCCAGCAUGCCACAGCCAGACUUCAGAAAGCCAAACAUUCCCACGUGCUGGCCUUUGGCCAAGGAGUGUCACCGGACUGAACCACUCUCAGCAGGGAGGGCUGGCAUGCGGCCAGGCAGUUACUCACAGCAGCUGCAUGUUCAACCAGCACUUUUCUUCCGACCCGACAGGAGGUGAUGUCCUGGCUCUCUCAGGGUCUUCGGGCAUGAGGGGGGCUGAGAUGUCUCUGGAUCAGAGUCCCCCUCAAGGUUCCUGCUACUUCCAGUGGAGCCACAGCGAGCCUGUGGUGGGCACAUCAGCCAUCAACCAGGAAAACGCCAAAAUCAGCCCUCUGUCCCACCUGGCAUGUCCUCGUCAGGCCGCACAUUCAGCAUUCAGCACUACCUGAACUGCCACAGACAGACACAAGUAAACAUGUCCCACUGUGGGCUAAAUACCAGCAAGAAAGUUAUAACAGGAAAUUAAAAAUGAAAGGAGAAAAUUAAUGAGAAAUUAUUAUUAUCAGGCCAUAAUUAAAUGUAUUUUAAAUCUUAUCCAUUUUCUUUUUUUUCCCCAAAUCAAUCAGUUAAUUGUUGAUAUAAAGUAACAAAUGCCAUUUGCUGUUUCCAAGGGCCUAAAGUGACAUAUUCAAAUAGCUUGUUUUGUCAAACCUUUCAAAACCCAAAAUAUGUACUAUUUACUGUGAUAUGAAACACAAAAAGUGGCACAUUCUUUGAGAAGCUAGAAUCACAAAAUAUUUUUGGAUUAUCAAAAUAAUGGGUUACUUGAAAUUUUGGAAAUUAAAAGCACACAGAAAUUUUGAAAAGCCUGUCAGAGUAGAGCCGAGCCAUAUUCUGUUGCAACAUAUCCAGAAGGGCAAAACACAUGUAUAGUUUGCCAGUAUCAGUGCCUAUCACACACCCUCAUACAUACACUCACGUUUUAUAUCUCCCUGUAUCAUAUAUACGUCGUCCAGUCUGUAAUGUUUAAAAACUGUUGCUUGUCAGUUUUUAGAGAAGAUACACUAUAAUAAUAAUAAUAAUAAUAUUAAUAUUAAUAUUAAUGAAGUAUAAAGCCACAAGUGCGUUUACCAGAAUGGAGCUUGAGCCAGCUAGGAGGAUCGGUCAAGUAAAUCCAAAUAGCCAAAGAAAUAUGUUUUUAUAAGGGAAUCCAGACGUUGUGACUUCCUUGUUUUCAGCCAGGGACAUUCAUUUAUUUCCCAAGUAUACAUACUUAUAAAUACACAUAAAACAAUGGAAAAAGGAUGUUUAUAUAUAUAUAUAUAUAUAUAUAUAUAUAUAUAUGUGUGUGUGUGUGUGUUAUCACUCUAAACUUUAAUGCUGGCAAAGUGGAGAGUUUUUCUGAAAACUGUAAAGAAUCACUGAAAGUAAUAGCUACCUGGAAACACAGCUGUGCCUUCAAAUGAAUAUUAUUACAGUAUAUUUUAGUGUGAAAUCCUUAAAUGUGGUUGAUGUGUGUGUUGUAUGUACUCAUAGUAUUUGUUUCAGCAGAAGGUCUGCUUCGGCUCGCUAAAGAAAAAAAUCUCAUAUGUAGAGAAUGCAGCUGCAUGUGACUCGUGUUUAUCUGUGUGCUGUAUGAAUGUGCUUUCAUGGAGAAUGUUUUCCACUUGCAGAGACAUCUCAAAUCCCACAAUUUGAGACCAACUGUGUCAGAAAUCAGCAGAGAAAUUCACAAUGAGGAAACAUGGAUUGGUUACAUCUUGCAGUGGCUUUUGCCAUGUGAUGUGAUGAUAUCGCCUGUGACCACCAGAAUGCUGAUGAAUACAAUGUGCAAUCAACUGACCGCCUGAAUCCACUAUUAAACACAUGGGCUUCUUCAAGCCUUUGAAAUGGGUCUGCCCUGUCAGCCUGCAUGUUGCACUGCUGUUGAUGCACACUUCAAAAGGAUGCAGUCCCUAAAUCUGGAUGCAGCAAAUGAAUAAAAAUAGCCUCCAUACCUACGGCUCUGCUGCAUAUUUUACCAUUCAUAGACCUUCAAUCACAGAAGCAGCCCCCACCCAAAUAAAUUCUCUCAUAUUCUGUGAUCCUGCACAGCAACGCCCUGAUAUAUAUAUAUAUAUAUAUGUUGCCUUAUAAAUGUUAUUGUGCCUUCAUGCUGAAUAGGCAGCUGAAAAGUGUCUCCAUAUAAAUAUAUCUGCCUUGUAUAAAGCAUCUGAAAGAAUAUUUUGCUCAGUUUUUCUAAGGCAAUCCUUUGGAGCUGCACUACUUUAAGGGAAGCCAUGUCCAUAGGAGAUACAGUAUCCAUUAUAAGGCUUUAUCCUUAAGUGCAUUUCAAGGCUCUGAGGUAUUUCUUUAAGCCUUUUUUCCUUUACACAACAACAACGGAAACAAGGGAAAACACUUCACUUCAGCGGUGACCUAUCUCUGAAGAGAUGGCAAGGUUUCUCUCAUUGAACAGAAUGGAACUGCACCGUGCAGAGGAUUAACAAUCCAGAAUUUGGAGAUUUGAACUGGUGUAACUGCAUUCAGAUCAUAUUUACUCUGCUGUGUCUGCUUCCUGUUUGUGCUCUUUAGUCCGUUUUGGCUCCUUUUUUUUUAAUCUGAUUGUGUAAUAGCCACACUUUAAAAACAGCAUUAAUGGUUUGGAUUGACAUGAGCAGGAACAGCAUUAACAUGGCAGCUUUAUCAUAUUCCUGCUACACUGUGGGAAAUCACUCAGUAUUUUACCUUUUCUUCAGAAGCUAAUGUGUUAUGUUUUUGGUAAUACCUUUCAGUACAAAAAUGGAAACAAAAAUUAGCAUUUUAAGUGGAAUGUUAAACUGUCAGGGCACAGAUUAAUGCGGCCUCCUUUCCUGUCCUGGUUGCUCAUUGUUCUGUUGUAUGGAAAGAGCAGCCUCGCUCUUCCUCCUGUAGAGGAUCGCAGUGUGAAGCAGGCUGUGGAGGCUAAGGACAGCCUAUAAAUCUGCUUUGAUGUUGGGCUUUGAUACAGACACGUCAUGACUGUAGCCACGGUGGAAAAAAAACCUGGAGCCAAAUGUUUUAUUCACAGCGGUGUUGAUGUUCUGAAGUUAACGUGCCUUGAAAGUUGCCAUAUUUCAGUUAUUUGUAAAGAGAAAAAAAAAGAAAAAGAAAACUACUCAGUUUAUGUAAUCCACUUAUAUGUUGCCAAGUCAUUAUUGUAUCUAUAUCAAACUAUAUGUUAAACAAAUAACCACCCUUUGUCUACUCUUUAAUGCUUUUUCAUAAAUACAUGUGUGCAAUGAUUAAAA